GUUUUAUUUACGUUUUACAAUUUUGAGUCUGACUCUGUGGCGUGUCUAAUAGGUGCUUUAAAAAUUUUAAAAAUGCCGGUUGUUCGAUGAAAAGUACAAAAAAUUAUUCUAGAUUGUUCCCUUAAAUUUAAUAAUAGUGAAAUUAUUAUAGUAAUAUGAAGUGCUACAUACUAGGCUGCAGUAAUCGAACCGAAACUAAAAAUUCCGGAGUUUCUUUCCAUAGAAUUCCUGAAAAACAAUAUAAGAGUUGGAUGAAGAUUUUAGGAAGAUCAGAUACAAUACCCUUCAAUGCGAAGAGGAGAAUUUGCUCUGAACAUUUCAAUAUUAAUAGUUUUAUAUUAGCGGGAACUAAAAGGGUUUUAAAAAUUGAUGCUCUACCUACUUUAAAGAUGAAUCAAUUAUUUAAAAUUCCAUCAUCUUCUUUAAACAUUGAAGGCCAAGACAGUAAACUUCCCGGGACUUCAUCCUCUGACAGUAAUGGUUUAAUAGGUAGCCUUAAAAGAAGAAGACGAGAUGUAAAAAUUGUACACAAUUACUGGUAAAUUUAUUUAUUAAAUCUUAGGUAUAAUUAAAUAUAAUUAGGUAUAAUUAAAUUUAUCAGGGAUUUAAUUUUGGGAA
This is a messenger RNA of Psylliodes chrysocephalus, 618 nucleotides long. The record is from the annotation of a GenBank genome assembly. NCBI's taxonomy places the organism in Eukaryota, Metazoa, Arthropoda, Insecta, Coleoptera, Chrysomelidae.